CGUGCAUCAAAACUCCGCCCGCAUUUAUUACUCCCACUUCCACUUCUCCUCCAAUUCCCAAUUCCCAACUGCCAUGUAUGUAACACUGUACUACUACUACUACUACUAUAUCUAUAUCUAUAUCAACAUCAUAUCACAUAUCUUAUAUAUAUAUAUAGCAUAUUUCUAUCCAUCCAUCUUUCUAUCUAUAGCCACCAGAGCAGCAUCAGCAGCAGCGGCGGUGGUAUCGGUGUAUUGUAUUGUAUUGUAUGUACACACACAACAUCUCAAACCCUCUACAGUAGCUAGCUUAUCAUCAUCAUCUUCUCCGAUUCGAUUGGAUUAUGGAUUAUUUGUGCGUUGUUGCAGCAGGGGGGGUCGGGGUUGGAGUUCUUCUAUUGAUCUUUUCUCCCCUCCUUCUUGCAUCCCUUAUCAAGAACACAACGACGACACUAAACCGGCUCCUCCUCAGAUCCAGAAAGCUAUUACAGCUUGCCUAUCUUGCCCGCAGCAGCAGCAGCUUCUUCCUCCCCACCAGCAUUGCCUGCCUCUUCGCCUUCUACAAGAACCGCCGCCGCCUCCUCCAUUGGUACACCGACCUCCUCGUCCGCUCCCCCACCCACACCAUCGUCCUCCACCGCCUCGGCGCCCCCCGGACCAUCGUCACCGCCAAUCCGUCCAAUGUCGAGUACAUUCUCAAGUCCAAUUUCCCCAACUACCCCAAGGGAAAGCCCUUCACCGAUCUGCUCGGAGAUUUCCUAGGGUUUGGAAUCUUCAACGUCGACGGCGAGAUGUGGACCAUCCAGCGCAAGCUCGCCAGCCACGAGUUCACCACCAAAUCCCUCCGCGAGUUCGUCGUCAAGAUCCUCGAGGACGAGGUCCACAGCCGCCUCAUCCCGAUUCUCCGCGACGCCGCCGACAACGGCCUGAUUCUGGACAUGCAGGAGGUGCUCAGGAGCUUCGCCUUCGAUACCAUCUGCAGGGUGUCGAUCGGGAUGGAUCCCGGCUGCCUCAACCUCUCCAGCCCCCCGCCGCCGCUUGCGCUGGCCUUCGACGCCGCGUCGGGAAUCUCCGCCAUGCGCGGCGCGGCGCCGAUCUUCGCAGUUUGGAAAUUGAAGCGGGCGCUCAACCUGGGGAUGGAGAAAGAACUGAAGGAUGCGGUGAAGCUGGUCCACGGCUGUGUCGAUGAGAUGAUCCGGUCGAAGAGAGAAUCGAUGGAUGGGAAAUUAGAGAGCGGAAGAGAUCUGCUGUCGAGGUUUCUGGAAGCUGGAAUGGACGAUGAGGUGGUGCGGGAUAUGGUGAUAAGCUUUCUGAUGGCUGGGAGGGACACCACUUCCGCCGCCGUGACGUGGCUGCUGUGGCUGCUGACCGGGCACCGGGAGGCGGAGCAGCAGGUUGUGGAGGAGGUGAGCUCGAUCAUCACGGCAGGAGGAGGAGGAGGGACGAUGGGGUUCGACAACCUGAAAGAGAUGAACUACGUAACGGCGUGCCUGAACGAAUCGAUGAGGCUGUACCCUCCGGUGGUGUGGGACUCCAAGCACGCCGCCAACGACGACGUUUUGCCGGACGGGACUCGGGUUCGGAGGGGCAACCGGGUGACGUAUUUCCCCUACGGAAUGGGGAGAAUGGAGGCGCUGUGGGGGAAGGACUGCCUGGAGUUCCGGCCGGAGCGGUGGCUGGACGGCGGCGGGGGGGUGGCGAGGGUGAGCCCGUUCAAGUUUCCGGUGUUCCAGGCGGGGCCGAGAGUGUGCCUGGGGAAGGAGAUGGCUUUCAUCCAAAUGAAGUACUUGGUGGCCUCGGUCCUGACCCGGUUCGAGCUGCUGCCGGUGCGCCACGACCCGCCGGUUUUUGUUCCGUUGCUGACGGCGCACAUGGCCGGUGGGUUCAAUGUCAGGGUUCGCCGGAGAACAAGUAGCUAGCUAGCUUGCUACUUAAUUAUGAUCACAGAUCAUCAUCAAUUCAGAUAUAUGCCUGUCUGCCGCCGUCUAUGUAUACUAGUAUAAACUUAUAUUGAUUUGCUGCGAUCUGUGUCGUCGUCGUCUUCAAUUUUUAUUUUUUAUUUAAAGUAUAAUAACUGAUAGAGAAUUACUCCAUUUAUUUAUUAUACUGUAUGUUGCUUACUUUUAAACUGGAUGAAGUAAUGGUAUACAUAGUACAAACAAGCAUACAGUUGUGGAAGUGCAUUUGGGAUGGUGAUAUACAGCUAGGAGGGAUAUUUCAUUUAA
Messenger RNA from Andrographis paniculata, 2204 nucleotides. Its product is annotated as cytochrome P450 94B3. The transcript has a single exon. Gene Ontology annotation, molecular function: iron ion binding; monooxygenase activity; oxidoreductase activity, acting on paired donors, with incorporation or reduction of molecular oxygen. Bases 324 to 1898 code for a protein of 524 amino acids. NCBI's taxonomy places the organism in Eukaryota, Viridiplantae, Streptophyta, Magnoliopsida, Lamiales, Acanthaceae. The record is from RefSeq and is a predicted model, not a curated record.